This is a messenger RNA of Acanthoscelides obtectus, 285 nucleotides long. Lineage: Eukaryota; Metazoa; Arthropoda; Insecta; Coleoptera; Chrysomelidae. The record is from the annotation of a GenBank genome assembly.
AUGAAGUGGUCAGAAGAAGAAACCAUGCAUUUUGUUGAACUCUAUAGUGAAAAAGAGUGUUUAUGGAAGAAGAGUAGUGUAAAUUAUCGCAAUAAAAACAUGCGAAGAGCAGCUGAAGGGGACAUCGCGAACAGGAUGGAAAAGGAAAGUUUUGGGGUGGCAGAAUUAAAGCAAAAAAUAAAGAUAAUGAGAACAACCUGUAAUCAGGAAGCGUUGAAGGAAACACAAAUCGAUCCACCUAGCGAAAAUGAACAAUGUCUGCUGGAGGAACAAGUCACUGAAUAA